AUGUUUGCCAAGGGAGACCCUGGUAUUGCUGCCUUGUAUGACAAGCUACUGAUAUCAGAAGAACACUUGCCCUUUGGAGAGAAAUUGAGAGCCAACAAUGAAGAAACCAAGCGUCUUGUUCUCCAGGUUGCUGGACAUCGAGAUCUUCUCGAAGGCGACCCGUACCUGAAGCAGAGGCUCCGACUUCGUGAUGCUUACAUCACGACCCUUAAUGUAUGCCAAGCAUACACUUUGAAAAGGAUCCGAGACCCGGAUUAUCAUGUGAAGGUAGGGCCGAACUUGUCCAAGGAAUACAUGGAAUCGAGGAAGUCGGCAGCCGAGCUCGCGAAACUCAACCCGACAAGCGAGUAUGCUCCUGGUCUGGAAGACACCCUUAUAUUGACCAUGAAGGGUAUUGCCGGUGGCAUGCAAAACACUGGCUAGAGCUAAACAUAACCCCGAACCUGCGGAUUGUUGGUUUUCUCU
Messenger RNA from Hibiscus syriacus, 465 nucleotides. RefSeq names its product phosphoenolpyruvate carboxylase 2-like. Lineage: Eukaryota; Viridiplantae; Streptophyta; Magnoliopsida; Malvales; Malvaceae. The record is from RefSeq and is a predicted model, not a curated record. Gene Ontology annotation, biological process: tricarboxylic acid cycle; leaf development; carbon fixation. Gene Ontology annotation, cellular component: apoplast; chloroplast; cytosol. Gene Ontology annotation, molecular function: phosphoenolpyruvate carboxylase activity. Bases 1 to 423 code for a protein of 140 amino acids. The transcript is spliced from 2 exons.